Messenger RNA from Procambarus clarkii (red swamp crayfish), 879 nucleotides. RefSeq lists its product as uncharacterized. The record is from RefSeq and is a predicted model, not a curated record. NCBI's taxonomy places the organism in Eukaryota, Metazoa, Arthropoda, Malacostraca, Decapoda, Cambaridae.
AUGCACCAACUUGUAGCUGGUGCUUCAGCUGGUGCUUCAGCUGGGGCUUCAGUUGAUGCUUCAGUUGGUGCUUCAGUUGGUGCUUCAGUUGGUGUUUCAUUUGGUGCUUCAGCUGGUGCUGUAGCUGGUGCUGUAGCUGGUGCUUCAGCUGGUGCUGUAGCUGGUGCUGUAGCUGGUGCUUCAGCUGGUGCUGUAUCUGGUGCUUCAGUUGGUGCUGUAGCUGGUGCUGUAGCUGGUGCUUCAGUUGGUGCUUCAGUUUGUGCUUCAGUUGGUGCUUCAGUUGAUGCGUCAGCUGGUGCUUCAGUUGGUGCGUCAGCUGGUGCUUCAGUUGGUGCUUCAGUUGGUGCUGUAGCUGGUGCUUCAGUUGGUGUUUCAUUUGGUGCUUCAGCUGGUGCUUCAGUUGGUGCUGUAGCUGGUGCUUCAGUUGGUGCUGUAGCUGGUGCUUCAGUUGAUGUUUCAUUUGGUGCUUCAGUUGGUGCUUCAGUUGGUACUGUAGCUGGUGCUUCAGUUGGUGCUGUAGCUGGUGCUUCAGUUGGUGUUUCAUUUGGUGCUUCAGUUGGUGCUUCAGUUGGUGCUGUAGCUGGUGCUUCAGUUGGUGCUGUAGCUGGUCCUUCAGUUGGUGUUUCAUUUGGUGCUUCAGUUGGUGCUGUAGCUGGUGCUUCAGUUGGUGCUGUAGCUGGUGCUUCAGUUGGUGCUGUAGCUGGUGCUUCAGGUGGUGCUGUAACUAGUGCUUCAGCUGGUGCUUCAAUUGGUGCUUCAGUUGAUGUUUCAGUUGGUGCUUCAGUUGGUGCUUCAGUUGAUGCUGUAGCUGGUGCUUCAGCUGGUGCUUCAGUUGGUGCUUCAGCUGGUGCUUCAGUUAGUGUUUCAGCUGGUGCUUAA